GACAGUUCAGACAGGUGACGUUUCCUUCCUUGUCCCCAGCCCCUGUAUAAAGAGGAAGUUUUGAGCUGGCAGCGACACAUCCAGGCUGCACGGCUGGGCUGAGCAGACGGAGGGAAGGUGGACCAGAGGAGUGGACUGGCUGCAAUGGGGACGAUGGAGGCCUGCUGGGUGCUGGGGCUGGCCCUCUGCCUCCUGCUGGGGCCUCUUGCAGGGGCCAAGCCUGUGCAGGAGGGGGCAGACCCCUAUGCUGAGCCUCCGGCCCUGCCCUACUGGCCCUUCUCCACCUCUGACUUCUGGAACUACGUGCAGUACCUGCAGAGCCUGGGUGCCUACCCACAGCUGGAGGACCUGGCCCGCACUUUCUUUGCCCACUUCCCCCUGGGGAGCACCCUGGGCUUCCACGUCCCCUACCAGGAGGACUGAGCAGCAUCCAGCCUGAUGCCUGCCUGGCUGCACUGCCCUUGCCUGGGGGUGACCCAUAGCCAUGGUGGGGUGGGGGUCUGGUGGCUUCACACCAGUAAACCUCCCACUGAAGAGACACCACAGGCCAUGGGGCGCCACAGGCCAGGGACACACUCUGACCUACCCCACAGCUGCACACAGUGCCUCCGCUCUAUUGUCUCGCCAGCUGACCUGGCUGGCUCUGAUCCCUGGGGACUCUGCUUUAAUAAAUGUCUGCACACUUUCA
Messenger RNA from Ictidomys tridecemlineatus (thirteen-lined ground squirrel), 688 nucleotides. It is a transcript of the gene Otos, whose product is annotated as otospiralin. Gene Ontology annotation, biological process: sensory perception of sound. The record is from RefSeq and is a predicted model, not a curated record. Lineage: Eukaryota; Metazoa; Chordata; Mammalia; Rodentia; Sciuridae.